Molecule: messenger RNA, 1259 nt
Organism: Mytilinidion resinicola
Lineage: Eukaryota; Fungi; Ascomycota; Dothideomycetes; Mytilinidiales; Mytilinidiaceae
Exons: 3
Coding region: 223-1167 (314 amino acids)
Source: RefSeq, a predicted model, not a curated record
GACGCUCUGGCAUUAUGUCAAUCAGUUUGGACUUGAUGGCUUGUGAAGCAGGUGCUCACCAAUGGGAAGCGUGUACAUUGUGAAUCCCAAAUUUUCUCUUCAUUCUUUCUUUGACAUCCAUUUGUUGUUUCUUUCACAACUGGUUUCCUCUUUUGUGUAGUUAUACAAUGUAAAAAUGACAUCACAACUCUAGAUUUCUGUGUUCAUUACCUGCUGAUCAUAAUGGCUGAGCAUGAUACCCACUCCUCGGAACAGCAAAACGGCUCGAGUCUCGACGUCUGUAUCGACAAAUACGCGACCGUUAUGGCUGACCUUGUGACCAAUCUAGGCCUGACCUCCUUCGACUUCAUCAAAGCUAAAGAUGACAGCAGCGACGAGCAACUCCGUUUCGGCCUGGCCUACAACGCUCUCUUCUCCAUCGUCGCCGAGCGCACACAGGAGGUGACGCGAAUAUCGGAGUGCGAUCCUCAGAGUGAAAAAAUCCCGGAUCCACGUCCAUGCAUUGCAAAACUCCUAUUGAUGUUGAAUCUGCGUAAGCGCCUGGGGCUAUUCCCAGGGCAAUCGGAACCUGAAACUAGCCUCGACUUCACCGACGAUUCGGAAGAGUGCGUCAAAUGGCUCGAAUGUGAGUUCCAUAUCAUUGCGCAAAGUGCUAUCGACGACUCGGGCGCAUUCUCAGAUUUUGAAAUAACUAUCCUGGAAAACGUGGACCCGGACUUGUCCGCUACUGAUCUUGAAGGCGCGCGUUUCGUUGGCCCUGUCUCAGAUCAGCGCAGCGAUCACACGGAUUGCUGCAUCUGCAAGGAAUCCUAUACGCCGGAGCAUCCAGGCUUCCAACUCCAUGCCUGUUCACACGUCGUCGGCGACAACCGCCUUUUACGCUGGGUAAACUCGACGCAAGUGCGGGCCAAGCUGUUCCCUGCGAGGGAACGUCGUCCAACCCCAGAUCAGGUCGAACCAAGGAUCCGCCUUGCGCUGGCGCAAUUGGACGAGUUAGCUGCCCUCGUGAAAGAGGUAGCUGGUGACGUAUUGUUCCGGAAGUCUGGGUUGGCGGAUCUGGUGGAGGAUGUAAGGAUCUUGAGACCUUCGACAUCAGAAGUCGCUUUAGUUGAAAGUGACCCUGAUCUGACUGGCGUACCGCGCGGCUUGCAUGGCGAAUUGUAUUAAUAUAACGUAGCUUGAUUAUGGGAUAUCGUACGUCUGCUUUUCACUCUUAGUCCUUAGUUCUGCGGGAAGGCUGGUAACACGAAUUGGAUUUC